AUUUUACAAAGUUAUCUGAAUAUAGUUCCAAAAGAUAUAGCUAAUACAAUAGGUUCUCGGGGAUUUUUUAAUGAUGUUGAAUAUUUAUUACGGAUUAUAUAUCCUGCAAAAGAAGCAAUUACAGCUGUUGAAUCUAAAUCAACUACUUUGGCAGAUGUUUAUAUUAAAUUGGUUCAAUUAGCAUCUGCAAUACAUUGUAUUCCACUAGAAACUGAUCAUAUUGAGUUUCGAAAAAUUUGCAUUCAAAUUUACAACCGUAGAUGGGAUGAAUUUGACUUUGAAAUUUUUAAAUUAGGAUACUUUUUUCAUCCUAAAUAUCGUGUAAUAGUAAAAGCUGCUAUCAAUAUAUGGAAAUCAUUAGGUGGUGGAGACAAAUCAGCUGAA
Molecule: messenger RNA, 384 nt
Organism: Racocetra persica
Lineage: Eukaryota; Fungi; Glomeromycota; Glomeromycetes; Diversisporales; Gigasporaceae
Source: the annotation of a GenBank genome assembly